Messenger RNA from Cydia splendana, 1783 nucleotides. RefSeq lists its product as uncharacterized. The record is from RefSeq and is a predicted model, not a curated record. Bases 62 to 1777 code for a protein of 571 amino acids. Lineage: Eukaryota; Metazoa; Arthropoda; Insecta; Lepidoptera; Tortricidae. Gene Ontology annotation, molecular function: protein binding; 2-oxoglutarate-dependent dioxygenase activity. The transcript has 10 exons.
UUCAAACUCAAUCGAUUGAUAGGAUUCUCUUAUUUAUAUUUACAUUUUUAAGGCAUUUAUAAUGUUAAAAGGAAGUCGGAAAUCCAAAUUAACAGAAAUAAAGCUAAAUGAAGAAGAACUUCGAAAACAAGCGAGAAAUAUUCUUCGUAAAAAGCAAGCCAAUCAAAAAAGGGUGACACAUCUAUUUUUGCAUGAGAAAGGCCUGACGGAAAUACCCAAGCCAAAAAAUCCAACGCAUAUUGUAUAUGCUUACUAUCACAGCAACCAGAUAACGUUGAUUGAAAACCUAGAUCUUCUAUACAACUUAACUCAUUUACAUCUUCAAUGGAACCAAAUAAACAAGAUCCAAGGUCUGGAAAAACUUCACAAGUUGAAGAAGCUAUAUUUGAGCCAUAACAGGAUUAGUGUGGUGGAGAAUUUAGAAACUCUGAAGUAUUUGGAGGAACUUCACAUAGAGAAGCAAGAUACCAACAACCCGGACGGGUUGUGCUUUGAUCCCAGAACUAUGAUAGCAAUUGGGUCAUCGCUGCGAAUUUUGAAUGUAUCAGAGAACAAGCUCACAGAUGUUGCAUGGGCUAAACCACUCCGCCGAUUGGAAGUGUUAAUAGCUAAAAAGAAUAACCUAAAUGAUUUUUCCGACGUCGCGGAUGGCCUUUGCACAUUGAUAUCACUAGUGGAUGUGAAUUUCUUAGGCAACCCAAUGACCAAAAAACAUCGAUACAAGGAAACAAUUAUAGCAAGAUGUUCGCAAUUGCGAGUCUUAGAUACUGUGGUUUUGCAUACUGCAUCCAAAACUUUCCUCCGAAGUUUUGAUAAAGCCUUGCGACUACGCCAAAUGCACGAAAAGAAUAAAAUCAGUAUGACACAACAAGGCGCAGAUGAAUUCCUCGAACUAAAUAUGUUGCCGGGACCACGAGCUCAUAGCGCCAUCACUAUUGCCGAGACGGAGACGAACCGAAAAUCGAAUGUGACCGUUGUCGACGCUACCAACAACUUCAUGCCACGCAAUUUUUGGAACAGAACAUUACCAUCUCCCAACGAAAUUAUAGCUCCUCCGAAUAAAAAGGUGACAGUAGCCGUCACCCCCAAUGGUCUCGCUGACGGCAUCACCACCAAUGAUGAGGGGAAGGAAUAUUUUGUCAUGCCAUUUGAAGUGGAGAUGACAAUGACAGGGUUCUUAGAUUGCUUAGAACAGAAAAGAGAAAACUAUAUACCAUACAUACAGAAACAAAAUUCCAAUCUAACGGAAGAUUUCAAAGAACUAUUAUGUGACAUACAAUCAGAAAUACCCUUUGCCAGCGAGGCAUUCAACAAGUCACCGGACGCUGUCAACUUUUGGAUGGGAGAUGACAGGGCUGUGACAUCAAUGCACAAAGACCCGUACGAGAACAUAUACUGCGUGAUAGACGGUUUCAAGGAGUUCAUCCUCAUACCCCCCACGGAUCUGCCCCUAGUGCCCUACCACCGCUACCCUAGGGCCGAGUUCCAGUACAGUGAGGGUUGGGAGAUUGUGCCGGUCAAAGAUGAAGAUGAAACUGGGUUGCCGUGGAUUUGUGUAGAUCCCAAGCAGCCGGAUUACACGAAAUACCCUCAAUUCAAGAAGGCCCACAAAUACAGCGUGAGUCUAGAGAAAGGCGACUGCCUCUACCUACCCAGCCUUUGGUUCCACCACGUCACGCAGAGUCACGGGUGCAUAGCUGUCAACUAUUGGUACGAUAUGGACUUCGAUAUCAAGUAUUGUUAUUUUAAGAUGCUGGAGAAGAUGUGUAAGUUUUAAUUUGUU